AUGCCCCGAACUAGGUCGUCUACUCGGACGCGCUUGCCGCAGGCUGGUCCACCCCUUCGGGAGGCCAGCUCUGCGACAACCAACUCGCGCUCCGGCCUCAUGCAGCCAGGUACCAUCGCAAAUAAGGCUAUGACCAUGUCGCGUAUGGAAGACCCUGGAUCCAUCGCGCAAUAUGAACUAACAUCGCUCGAAGCAACCCGCUCGAAAACCGCAAACUCGGAAGCGAAGAGACCCGGAUCCGUCACCCGCCAGCCUAACACCACAACAAGGGCGCAUAGCCGGGGCAAUUCAUUCGCAUCUUCAACGAUGUCCCGGUCGACUAUAUCUGCACCCCGCUCAACUCAUGGAGCGUUUUCCUCCACCGUCGGCCCUGGCACGCGACCAGCUUCCGCCAUGUCCCGACCUCAAACAUCAUUCGGCAGCCGCAGACCCGUCGGCGCAUCGAUCCCGCGCGCAGCGAGCGCAUUGGACACCCAUAUGGAAGACACUUCACCCAGUGUACUAGGAAAGCGAAAGGGUAUGCUACAAUUUCCCUUAUCUCCCAGUUCUCCCAGUCGUAUUCCCUCUUGCCCCGUUGGACCCAUACCCCCAGGAUCGCCCCUAAAUUGGAACGGGAUCAGUCGAUUGGCAGCACUUUCUGUGUCAGAGAGACCUGUUUCCUGUCCGAGCUCUUCCAUUUCAGGGACUAUCUCUGCGUCGCCUAUUACUCCAUUUUGCGAUGUGUCUAAAUCCACCACCCCGAAGCCAUCUGGAUAUGUGCAACGUGCAUCAUCUUCUUCAAUUUUUGCUACCCCUACCAUACCCCAUGGAACCCCAUCAACUUCCCCACGGCGUGUUGUCAAGAAAGCUUCCCAUCCCGCGUUUUUGACCAAAGGCUCUUCGAUCCAAAAUUUUGACAAUGCUAUAGGCCCGGAAUGGGAUCAAGAAACACGCGAAAAGAACAUGGAGGGAUUGAUGCAGACAUUGAUGGCGCAAAUGAAUCAACAAGGCCAAGCAAGCUCUGGACUCAAAGAUACGGUUGAUUUCUACAAAACAAAAGUCACCGAACUCGAGGCUUCUCGUGAUGAGUUGAAGGAAAACAACCUUGUACAGCGAGUAGAGCUAGAUGCUCUGCGCAAUCAGCUGUGUACAGCGGAACAGACGCUCAAGGAAGCCAAGCGAGAUCAGGAGAUCGCGAUGGACGAUCUCGACCAGCGCCAGCGGAUUGAAAUGGCUUCCAUCCAACAGCAAAACCAGAGAGAAAUCGCCACACUAAAUGCUCGACAUCAAGACGAGGUUCGCGAGCUGAAACGAAAGUUUGACCGGGAAAUUGAGGAUGAAAAAGCAGCAAGAGUACGAGAUCUCGGUCAACUGACUUCCCAAUCCGCUCUUGAUACCCAAAAGUCCCAAAUUGAACUGGAACGCAAGGAGCGCGAAAUCAAGUCUAUGAACGAUGAGUUAUGUGCUCUGAAGGCUGAGAUGGAUCGUGAAAGAAGAACUGUUCUUGAACUCAAGCUUAAUUUGGAUACAGCUAGUGGCAACAGCAUCACACUAGAGUCAUCGAUUCGUGCCCUCAAAGCGCGCAUUGAGUUCCUCGAAAGUGGACGUGAGGAACAAUCUAAAUCCUUUGAGCGAUGCAACCAGCAGAUGAUGGAUGCUUUCGCUGAGACGGAGGCGACCAAGGAGAAGCUGCGCAGGGAAGAGACUCUUCGGCGCAAACUUCAUAACCAGGUUCAAGAGCUUAAGGGCAACAUUCGCGUGUUCUGCCGAGUUCGCCCCGCGCUCAAUAGUGAACCUGUCUCAGAUCUGACUCUCAUGCAGUAUCCUGAUGAGAAUGAUGAUGCGAAGGAGAUCAACAUUCUCGGCCCCGAAGAGAGGAGCAGCCUCGGAACAGUCAAUCGCAAGAACAAUACUUUUUCGUUUGACCGUGUGUUCAACCCAUCCACCCAGAAUGCUGAAGUUUUCGAUGAGAUCAGUCAGCUGGUUCAAAGCGCACUGGAUGGCUACAAUGUUUGUAUCUUCUGUUAUGGUCAGACUGGAAGCGGCAAGACACACACAAUGUCUUCAGCGGAUGGCAUGAUUCCACGUGCUGUUCAUCAAAUUUACGAGACUGCGCAAGGAUUGGAAGAGAAGGGUUGGCGAUACUCCAUGGCUGGUAACUUUGUCGAGGUCUACAACGAGAACCUCAACGAUCUUUUGGGCAAUCCAGAUGAGUUGGACAAAAAGAAGCAUGAGAUUCGCCAUGACAUGCAGCGUGGCAAGACUAUUAUCACCGACAUCACAACUGUCAACUUGGACUCUCCCCAGAUGGUCGAGUCUAUUCUCAAAAAUGCGGAUGCCAACCGAUCUGUAGCCGCAACCAAAGCUAAUGAGCGGUCAUCGCGUUCCCACUCGGUUUUCAUCCUCAAGCUCACUGGCCAAAACCACAUCACUGGGGAACGUAGCGAAGGCACGCUGAACCUUGUCGACUUGGCGGGAAGUGAGAGACUGAGCCACAGUGGAGCCACUGGUGAACGUCUGAAGGAAACACAAAACAUCAACCGUAGUCUCAGCUCUCUGGGCGAUGUGAUUGCAGCUCUCGGCCAAGGCAAAGAGGGCGGUCACAUCCCUUACCGAAACAGCAAGCUUACGUACUUGCUUCAGUUUUCCCUAGGUGGAAAUUCCAAAACACUCAUGUUUGUUAUGGUCAGCCCACUCCAGGCACACAUGUCGGAGACCUUGACCAGCUUGAAGUUUGCCACCAAAGUACACAACACCCACAUCGGCACCGCAAAACGACAGGCACGGGUCCGCGACGUCUGA
Messenger RNA from Penicillium paradoxum, 2781 nucleotides. Its product is annotated as putative kinesin family protein (KlpA). The coding region runs from base 1 to 2781 and encodes 926 amino acids. Lineage: Eukaryota; Fungi; Ascomycota; Eurotiomycetes; Eurotiales; Aspergillaceae. The transcript is spliced from 4 exons. Gene Ontology annotation, molecular function: microtubule binding; ATP binding; microtubule motor activity. Gene Ontology annotation, biological process: microtubule-based movement. The record is from RefSeq and is a predicted model, not a curated record.